GUUGUUGAAAUAUCUAAGUGCGCACCUCAUUGUCUCAUAUUAGUUGACUUGUUGCAUUACGCAGAGCGCACAACAGCACUUCAAUUUCGGAGGUAAAACGCAACGUUUAUAAAAAAUAUGGCAGGCUCUAGUAACAAAUAUACAGUUACAGAGGCGUUAUUAAUUGUAACAGAUGAAAGUUGGACUCCAUGUAUCCCCAUUGACUCUGAAUCGGACGAUGAGGACCUGCUUAGACCGGACGAACCAGACCCCAACGACGAGAACGACGGUUAUCGUGUCCAGGGCCCUACUCAAGCAUCAGAAGAUGAGGAUUAUAGGGGUGAUGAGCCACAGCCAGAGCAUCUGCCUCCUCAGCCACAGCUUCCCCUUCCUCAGGCAGAGCCUCCUCUUCCUCAGUCUGGCCGCUUGUCUAGACAACGCACUUCUGCUCCCCUCCCUCGGCCACAGUCUUCAUCGGACACUGAGUCCCCUGUAAAGAGCCCUCAACCCAAAAGAAAAGGGAAAGCUUUCUCAAAGUCAGCGCAUCCAAGUAAGCGUGGUGGAGGUAGGCCUGCCACUCCAAGAGUCGGGGAGGAAGAAGAGGAAGAAGAAGAUAGGUGGCAUAAUAGAGAAGAGAAUGAUGAACGACCAGACCCAAUCUGGUUUAUGCCCACCAGAGUCCCAGGCCCGACAAUCGACACCGCUGCGUCAUGGUCUCCCCUUUCACUCUUUCAACUGUUUUUUAGCACUUCGGUUGUCCGCACAAUAAUUUGCAACACUAAUACAAAUGCUGCCAAAAGACUGCAGUCUGGACUGAAAUUCGCUUGGAUACCACUAACGAUGAGAGAUUGUUACAUUUUCCUGGCAAUUCUGCUAUACUCAGGGCUUGUCUCUGUACACGAGAGGGGCACCUACUGGAGGAAGGAAUGGCCAUAUAAUUUCCACUUCCCUGGAGACACUAUGACACGAGACCUUUGAAGCAAUCAUGUGGUCACUGCACUUGAGCAAACCAGAAGACGAUGAAGCCAACAACACUAAAAAAGGCACUGCAGAAUAUGAUAGACUUUUCAAGAUCAAGCCCCUGUACACUGAGCUUACCAAUGCCUGCAAAUCACAUUUCCAGCCAUACCAAAACAUCUCCAUAGACGAAAGGAUGGUGGCAUCCAAGGCGAGAAUAAGUAUGUGGCAAUAUAUGAAAGCAAAGCCCACUAAGUUGGGGUAUAUAUUAUUUGUACUAGCUGACUCUCAUACUGCUUAUACGUGGAAUUUUUUUGUUUAUGAAGGCAAGAGUGUGUUCACACUGUGAUGAGUGUGAUGGAAGGAGUCAGGAGCAGGAGGGUAAUCACUGAAUACAGAGUUU
Messenger RNA from Coregonus clupeaformis (lake whitefish), 1339 nucleotides. RefSeq lists its product as uncharacterized. NCBI's taxonomy places the organism in Eukaryota, Metazoa, Chordata, Actinopteri, Salmoniformes, Salmonidae. The coding region runs from base 118 to 957 and encodes 279 amino acids. The record is from RefSeq and is a predicted model, not a curated record. The transcript has 2 exons.